GGCUAGAAUGCGGGAGCUGAGUUCUUAGUUGUGUAUUCCAGAGUAGAGCACACGGCGACGAUGCGCAUAAAAGGCUAUCAUCCGCCAACUCUGAAAUGUAGUACAGACCUCAAGAUUAUCGUUGAUCUCAGAUUGGCUUGCUCGUCAACAUGGUUCGAUCUUUUACUCUCGCAGCAGCGGCAGCCCUGCUGUCUGCCCCGCUAGUCAGCUCUCACUACAUCCUCAACAUUCUCAUGCACAACGGCAAACAAGUCGGCGGUGAAUACACCUACGUCCGAAAGAACUCUAACAGCUACAUGCCGUCUUUCAUGGAGAUUAUUGACACUGAUGAUCUGAGGUGCAACAAGGGUGCUACUAGUGCCGGAACCCAGACCUACAUGGAUGUCAAGGCAGGAGACAAAAUCGGUCUUAAGCUGUUCAACAACGAAUUCAUCGAGCAUCCGGGUCCUGGAUUCUUUUAUAUGUCCAAAGCCCCCGGCAACGUGAGCGACUACGAUGGAUCUGGCGACUGGUUCAAGGUUUGGGAAUCUGGCCCAACCGGAAGCCCUACUAGCACAGGCGGUUGGCCGUUAUACGGCAAAUAUACAAUGGAAUUCACCCUGCCAACGACUCUUGAAGAUGGCGAGUACCUUCUCCGAGGAGAGCACAUCGGUAUCCACGAGAACCAUGUUGGAAAACCACAGCUAUACAUGGAGUGCGCGCAAAUUCGCAUUACUGGAGGCACCGGCACGGCCAAACCAUCUCCACUUGUUAAGAUUCCUGGAAUCUACAGUAAGACAGACCCUGGACUUACCUUUAGCUUCUGGGGCGGCGGAGGCUCUUACGAGAUGCCUGGACCUGCCGUUGCAACAUUCUAGAGGCUUUCAGAGGCACCCAGUGAAUGUGAUAGUUCAAAGAGUUAGGCAUGCGACGAUCGACUUAACCAAUGGUGAAUUGGAAUGUUGCAUGGACCAAGCUGUCAUAUAGUAACUAUCCGCUGUCAGAUAGAAUUCACAUCCUUAAACCUCUGGUCU
Molecule: messenger RNA, 1013 nt
Organism: Annulohypoxylon truncatum
Lineage: Eukaryota; Fungi; Ascomycota; Sordariomycetes; Xylariales; Hypoxylaceae
Product: lytic polysaccharide monooxygenase
Exons: 6
Coding region: 150-857 (235 amino acids)
Source: RefSeq, a predicted model, not a curated record